Messenger RNA from Toxorhynchites rutilus septentrionalis, 428 nucleotides. RefSeq names its product adult cuticle protein 1-like. Bases 51 to 428 code for a protein of 125 amino acids. The record is from RefSeq and is a predicted model, not a curated record. NCBI's taxonomy places the organism in Eukaryota, Metazoa, Arthropoda, Insecta, Diptera, Culicidae. The transcript is spliced from 2 exons.
UUCAAAAGUGCUACAAUCGUCUUGCAACGACAAUCCUUAAAACAACAAUCAUGAAGUGCAUCGCAGCUGUAGUCAUGAUGGCCGUCGCCCUCGCCGUUGCUGAAGGAUCCGUCCUCCCGUUAUCCUGGUCCGCUCCACUGGCUCUGGCUGCUCCUCACACAACUGUUGUUCAGCAGAAUUUGGGUGCCUCCCUGAUUCACGCCGCUCCAUGGGCUCAUGCCAUUGCUCCUGCUCCUGCUAUCAGCUAUGCCGCCCACGCUUCGGUUAUCCCAACUACGAUCGUUCAACAGCCAGCCAUUGCCGUGAUCGCUCAGAAGGAGGGUCGUUAUCUGGCGGCCACUCGUGGAGCCAUUCAUGAUGCCCCACUCGCCGGACACGCCAUUUCCCAACAGUCCCUGAAUCUGGCCCCAGCCCCAGGAACUCUGUAA